AACACGUUGGCGCGAUGACGAUUUGCGUUUGGAUUUUGUUAUUCGCGAUUCGGAAUUGAGACUAAAAUCUGUCAGUUAUGUGUUUGACUUCAUAUCAAGAACAUUAUGGAGUGCAAUAGUGAAUAAACUCUAAAGCAGGACAAAAGUUAGAAGUUUAUUACAGUUUACUUCCAAUCAAGUUGUGGAUUGUUAAAAUUAAUGAUUAAAGAUACACAACCGAAUUUAUUAUGGACAACCUCGAUGACUCCGAGAACAAUGCCAAAGUCUCGGAUUCAGCUUAUUCUAACAGCUGCAGCAACAGCCAAUCUAGACGGAGUCACAGCUCCAAGUCAGCUCGCUCUGGAAGCAAUUCAAGUGGCAGCAGUGGAUAUGGUGGGAAGCAAUCCACAUCUGGCAGCAGCAAAACAUUAAACAGCCAACAACCAGAUAAAAGAACGAAAGAUAAAGAAGGAAAGAAAAAGAAGCAGCAGACCUGCGUUCAGGCAGACCUAGUCCAAAUCCCAGCCGAUGUGGAAUUCAGACUCCCUGACCCAGCCCCAGAGGUCGUGAAAGCUCUCGAAGAUGCUUCGUCGCCGCCAGCGAUUGAGCAGACACAAAAAGGAUUUCAGAGAUGCUCGGAGUCAAUCAAGGACGAUACUGCUGAAAACCCAGACAAGUGCUCCAUGGUCCAGCCCUCCAUGCACACAACCACUAGUAAACCUGUUUAUUCUGAGGGGUUUUCGUGCGUCAUAUCGAUGCAUGACGGUGUGGUCCUGUACAUGUCGUCGACGCUGACAGUGACGCUCGGCUUUCCGAUGGACAUGUGGAUAGGGAGGUCCUUUAUAGACUUCGUACACCCUUUGGAUCACAAUACUUUCGCGUCGAAAAUAACCGACGGGCUGACGGUUCCGAAGGAAAUGAAUGGUAUGCGAAAUGCAGUUCAAUCGCCAGGGAACUCCGUGUCGACCAUGUUCUGUCGCAUCAGAAGGUACAGGGCGCUGACCACGGGGUUUAACGUCAAGGACCGGGGCGUUACCUUCACGCCCUUUCUCCUGAAGCUGUCAUUCAAAGAUGUCUACGAAGAAAAGGGACCAGUCAUUUACUUGGUCAUACAAGCUACGCCGUUGUUCUCUGCGUACAAUAGUCCAAAUGAGGUGAUAAAAGACGCGGUACCAUUCGUGAUGCGUCACGUGGCCAACGGGACCGUGGAGUACAUCGACAACGAGGCGGUGCCGCUGCUGGGCUACCUGCCGCAGGACGUGACGGGGCAGGACGUGCUGAAGCUCUACCACCCGGAGGACCUGCCCUACGUGCGGCACGUCUACGAGACCAUCGUCAAGCAAGGGAGGGCGCCGCGCUCCAAGCCCUACAGAAUGCUGGCUCAGAAUGGACAUUAUCUUAAGCUUGAAACGGAGUGGUCGUCUUUUAUAAAUCCGUGGUCGCGUAAACUUGAGAUUGUUAUAGGAAAACAUUACGUGAUUGAGGGUCCAGCCAGUCCAGAUGUUUUUCAAGCGUCACCAGCAACACUCAAUACGAUUUCCGAAGGAGAUAAUAUCGAAAUCCAGAGCCUUAAAAAGAAUAUUGUCAGGAUUUUGAACGAGGUCCCGGCGAGACCGGCGGAGCUCGUCAAGCAACAGAUGACUAAGCGCUGCCAGGACCUGGCAUCUUUCAUGGAAAGCCUGAUUGAAGACCAACCUAAGGCGGAGGAGGAACUGCGGCUAGAAAUACAAGAGAAUGAUAACAACUAUUUUGAACGGGACUCUGUGAUGUUAGGGGGGAUAUCACCACACCACGAGUACAAUGACAGCAAAUCCAGCACUGGGACUCUUUUAAGUUACAACCAGUUGAAUUAUAACGUCAACUUAAAACGGUAUUUUGACAGCCAUCAAGAUGAUUUCGGACAAGAGGGGGCGAAAGUCACAGAUAUGACUUUAGUCCCAUGUAAAGAAUCAAAUAUGUUUAGUGGGGAAUGUAUGUCGCCUGUGACCCAGCACUCCGCCGACUCAAUGGAGAUGAUCUCAGCGGAAUCGGCGUACCUCAUAUCAGAGCAGAGCCCACUGACGCUGCCGUACGAGUACCAGCCCAUAAGACUUACGGAAUCCGUCUUGAAUAAACACAAUUCCGAAAUGGAGAAGAUGUUCGUGAAGACCCAUCGCGAAUGCCGACCGGCCAAUAAAGAGGAGCGGGAGAAGUUGAACAACGAGAGCAAGCAGAAGAAGAGGGACCACCUCGUGCGCUGCAACGCGUCCUUCGUGCCCACCACCGUCAACGCGAUACCGGCGGAUCAGCCGCACGGACUGAAGCGAGCUUCGAAGCCCCUGGACGCGGAGGCGGGCACGCACAAGCAGCACUGCGCGUCGUCGCGGCAGAUGCGCCGGCGGCAGCCCUCCUGCUCCGUGCCCGCGCUGCCCUCCGUCUCCGUCGCCACCGUCUCUACAUCGGCGACCGUGUGGCAACAGAAUUUCGUGGCCGGAAUGAACACGUUCUUGCCGCAGCAAAUGCCGCUAGUGAGCCCCAUCUCUGCUGUGCCAGGUUUCGUGCCCGUGUACUACUUACCAACGACGGUACCGUCCCCUACCGUGCCGGUUACGUCGACGACCAGCGCGCAUGAUCAUAGCAAGCCGAAUUCUUCACAAUUGCAAUUCCAAGCCCCGGCUGUGCAAUACAUGAUGUACGGGCAGGCGGUAUUCGGGUCUCCGAUCGUGGUUUCGCAGAUCAACCAUCAAGCGCCUUAUACGAUGCCGCAAAACGUGAUGCAUACCCAAGGCUCUAACCCGCAGACCAAUCUGAAGCUAACGAAGCGCAAUUAUGAGGAGGCGUGUGAGCCGACCCCCCCGCUGAAGCCGCCCGGCAAGUCGGCGGUGCUACGCGAGAAGAAGCGCGCGGCCGCCAUCGCCGCGGCCGCCUCCGCGCCCUCCCCGCCCGCCUCAUCCCGGAGCGUCAACACCAGCCUCAACACCAGCAUAUGCUCCGCCACUGACGCGCUCAACAGGAGUAAUGAAGCCGUCCCAGAGUCGUCGGCGUCGCGAGACAGCAAGAUGAAGAGCGAGGGGACCGUGGAGCACACGGACGAGGAGUCGAACUACUCCUCCUUCUAUAGCUCCUUCUUCAAGACCGACUCGGGCAGCGCGGAGGACAGCGGCGACGCCAAGAAUAAACUCAACCCGACCGACUGUUCUGGUGCGUCCACGAAUCCAGGCAAUGAUAACCCCCGCAACAAACAGAUGCAGAGGAGAAAAAAGGAACCACCCUGGAUGGAACAAGUAUGCGUAACAUCGGAGUUGAUAUACAAAUACCAGGUCGUAACAAAGAGUUUAGAUGAAGUUUUAAAAUCAGACAAAAAGAAGUUGGUCGCCGUCGAACAGCCGUCGAUGGUGAACGAGCAGCUGGGCCAGCUGUACAUGGACCUUCAGCUGGAGGGCGUGGCGGCGCGCCUCACGCUCGAGGAGGGCGUCACCAGCUCCGGCAGCUCCGGCGAGGAGGGCCACAAGCUGUCCUUCAACGAACAAGCCAAGCGCGCGAGGAGAAAAAGGAAAUAUAGUAAACUGGUGAUGAUAUAUGAAGAGGACGCCCCGCUGCCCCCGCCCGAAGACGAGACGAGAGAGACGCAGCCCGAGCCCGAGCCCCAGCCCUCCACGUCAGUGGCCUAGCUCCUGAGCCCUGCACCACUUUCAAUAUGGACCGGAGUGCGUGCACGAUGCUCUAUACGAAAAUUACAACUCGAGGCUCAUAUGGAAACGUAAGCGAACUGUAACGCCUCAGGAUGGUAUUCCACUUAUCCAAUUUCUUUGUCCAAUGUGUCUUGCGUCUCACAUUUUGUUUAGUGAGAUAAUGAGAUGCAUAGACAUUGGACCAACAUAUUGGACAGAUGCAACACUACCCUCAGCCACGAAACGCAAGUUCCAAGUUGAACGCUCAACGCUGACGCCGAUCGCCAUACGUUGACUAAACUAAAACAAACGUAGAGUCAGACCAAGAAUAGUCUGCAUUGGAUUUAAUAGCCCACGCAGUGAAAGUGUUAUUUUAAGCGACAAAUUUCUAUGAAAUUAUGACGUAUAAAUGACACUUGCACUGCGUGGGCUAUCAAAUCCGCUGCAGACUUUUUUGGUCCGACUAUGGUUUCGGAGCGUGCGUUCCGUUGCUCGGGUAACAGGAAUCCUUACGAUUUCAUUUGCAACGCCACUGACAUAUCACAAUAAGUUAUACAUCGUGUAAUACAUGGAAAGAGUUUUAUGUAAAUAGUUUGUAUCUAUACGGUGUAUAGUUUCAUAGUGAUGAGACUCUGGAUUGUAAUUUGACUGUACUUGUGUUGUGCUCUACUAUAUUUGCCGACACGCUUGUUAUGAUGUAAAAUAAGUUAAAUAAAUACUUAGGCUUAAUGUUAUUGGGUACCGACGUCGCUUUAUCGCGGACGCAUGUGCAAUUUACUUGAGUUAAGUAUCUUUAUAAGAAAUAUUUUAGUUAUCGUUAGUAUAAUAAUAUAUUUUUUUAGUAUAGAGUUUAAUCCUUUGUUUGAGAUGAAAUAUUCGUGUUAAAAGUAAAUGAGAGAGUACUAUUCACAAUAUUCUAUACAUCGACCUUGUACUGGUGAUUCUCUUACAAACGGAUUUAAAUAUUGUUGUGAACUACCUAUCGGGAGAUUUUAUAGAGGACCUUUUUUUGCUCGAAUAUUAAUAUUACCUGUAUAUACAUAUUUGUAUAUUUAAAAUACGUACUUUAACACAAAUAAAACUAAACAUCUAUAUAUAGGGUCUAUAGGUUAAUGUAAAAUGAUAGUGAAAACAUUCAUAUCUUUUGACUUGUUUUUUUUAUAUUUGUAAUAAAUAGCUCAGUAAACACGAUUUACCUAACGUGCUUAGACUUAAAGUUAAUAUAAAAUUUUGACUAAGUUCCGUUAUCUUUACAAAACGUACAGUCUUGGGCAAAAAUGCCAGACACCUUUAUUUUUUUAAAUUAUACCUACCACCUACCUACAUCUGAAUUACGAAAAUGUACAACAUAUAGUGUACACUUAUAUAAAACAUUAACUGUGUAGAAAAAAAAUCAUAAGCCAUGGAAAUUCCUAUAUGUAUAAUGCUGCGACGAAAAUGAAGGUAUUUAACAAAUAAUAAUUAUGUUAUUUUAUUUACUGUCAAUAAUAAUUGUGUGUACAGAAAAAAAAACACAUUACAAAACACCAUUUUUCUCAAGUAAUAUUCAUACACAUUUUGAAGUCUUGUGAAGUAUAUAAUGUAAAAAUUCUAAUUGUAUAUUUACAUGUUUUGAAAAUUUAUUACAAAUUGUUUUGGAGGUUAUCAUAGAUGGAAUCAUGUUUGUGCCUAUGGCUGUAACAAAAUGGUGAGUAUUUAGGUAAUUCAUGGAAAUCAAAUAUAGUAUUACGCAAGUUUAUAAGUUAUAAAUAACAAAGGGAAUGACAGCAUUCAUUUUAUCCUCGUUAUAGGCAUAGGUAAGGUUAGGUGGGGUCAGACUAUCACCGGGUUAAGACUGUCACUCGUAUGGAAUCCUCAUACUGUUUGUCUUGUCCCGGCAAAAUAAACUAUGUUGGUCUUACCCCACCUUACCUUAAUAAGAAAGGUUUUUGAUUAGAUAAGUACACAUUUGUUAUUAAUGUUACCUAUCAUUGUCAUAUCGUUAAUUUAGUGCCUACGCAGAUUGGAAUUUUAUGUAGACAUGUUAAAAAGAAGCAAGUUACAGCAAACAGGCCCGUAGUUGUGAUGUGAUGUAGUGAUACAAACUUGGUAAAUUUUUCCUCACUUCUGGUAUGAGAAACAACUCUUUUCUGCUCUGCGUAGAUUGAUCAAAAGCUAAUAUUACCUCAUUAUUUUCUCCCCACUUCUUUGUCCCGUUACUUAAGUUCGGCUACCACCGGUUUUGACAUUGACAGAUACGCUCACGUCUACGUUUACUUUCUAUACAUCUCGCUUGCACUAAUAUGCGAGUACGAGUGAGAUGCAUAGAAAGUAAGUUACUUAGACGCGAGCGUAUCUGUCAAUGUCAAAACCGGUGGUAGUGGUUCAGGAGCAAGUUACUUCCAGCUGGCAUUUUUAAGUUUUUUAACAGACUUCAAGUAGGAGGUUCUCAAUUGGAUUGUAUGUUUUUUUAUUUAUAAACUCUAAGCCUGAAAUAUAAAGUAAAAAAAAAAUUUACACAGACUUCUUGGAAACUGUUUCUGAAUGGUGUGUUUAACCAGAUAAUGUUUUUUCUCAAAAAUGGACGGCAAAGUCGACUUUGCCGUCUAAAAAAUAGGUCGCGAAGCGCGGAGUUUAUGGUCAGUCAAAAAUUAAAAAGUUAAAAACAUUGCAGUCUCGAUUUUGGGACUGCAAUGUUGCAUACAAAUUCCAUUAUUUGUCGAGUUCCAAACUUUUUAAAAGUUCAAAUGGCCAUAUCAAAUGAAGGCACAGGCCCAUUAAACAGCCAAACAGAUGAUUAGUACCGCGACUAUUUAGUUGUCUCAAAUAGGUUGGCGUAUUUUCGGCAGAAAAAUACACUUCUAUUUUUUUAUUAAAAAAAUAAAAAGGCGGCAAGGGCUUUUCUCUGUGAAAAUAUAUACGUAAGAACGUUGCUUUUGUAAAAUGUUUCUAUGAUAUUUAUGUUUCUUGCACCAUUUUUGAGAAAAGCACUAUAUGACUCGGCUGGAAGGCUACUUGCUGGCUUCGGAUUCAAUUAAACGGACUCCCAAGGUCGUCCGUUUAAAACGAAUCCUCAGCCUGCAAGUAGCUACUUCCGAGCCUCGACAAUAAUGUACUAUUAAACAUCCAAACUCUGUAUGGAUGACGGUCAGAAAAAAAAAUGUAAAUAUAAAAAGCACUAGUUACAAAAACCAACUUUGCGAACGCUAAAUAGCUCUACAUAAAGUAGCACUUUUUGAGCAAAUGUAUUAAAAAUGUUAUAAGAAUGCGUUAUGUACAUAUAUUGUUGACUUAGUGUGACCAAAGAAGAUAUACUUACCUAAUUACGUUUCCUGGAAACAAGCUACUACUUUUUAAGACGCAUCUAAAGUACGAUCUUAAAAAAGGCAAGGCAUGUUUGUAAAAUAAAUAAGUAGCUACUGCUCUUACGGUACCUAUAUUUAUGAGUA
Molecule: messenger RNA, 7057 nt
Organism: Cydia fagiglandana
Lineage: Eukaryota; Metazoa; Arthropoda; Insecta; Lepidoptera; Tortricidae
Gene: per
Product: period circadian protein
Exons: 27
Coding region: 228-3629 (1133 amino acids)
Biological process (GO): negative regulation of transcription by RNA polymerase II; circadian regulation of gene expression; entrainment of circadian clock by photoperiod
Cellular component (GO): nucleus; cytoplasm
Molecular function (GO): transcription cis-regulatory region binding; transcription corepressor binding
Source: RefSeq, a predicted model, not a curated record